AUGAUAGAGGCAGAACCUCGAACAUAUAAAGAAGUUGUGAGCUCUAUUGAAGGUCCUUUUUGGAAGGAAGCCAUAAGGAGUGAAAUUGAUUCCAUCCUGCAAAAUCAUACUUGGGAACUAGUUGACCUUCCUACUGGAUGUAAACCUUUAGGUUCCAAGUGGAUUUUCAAAAGAAAAAUGAAAACAGAUGGAACAAUUGAUAAGUACAAGGCCCGAUUGGUAAUAAAAGGUUACAAACAGCAAGAAGGCUAUGACUACUUUGAUACUUAUUCUCCGGUGACGAGAAUAAAUUCUAUCAGGAUGAUUUUUGGCAAUUGCUGCAUUGCGAAAUCUAGAAGUCCAUCAAAUGGAUGUAAAUACUGCCUUUCUAAAUGGAGAUCUUGA
Molecule: messenger RNA, 384 nt
Organism: Humulus lupulus (European hop)
Lineage: Eukaryota; Viridiplantae; Streptophyta; Magnoliopsida; Rosales; Cannabaceae
Exons: 1
Coding region: 1-384 (127 amino acids)
Source: RefSeq, a predicted model, not a curated record